GUCGAAGGCAAAUUGUCAAAUAAGUUACAGCGAAUUCUUGAGCCCAAUCGCCAAUGCAAAUUAUAGUGCGUCUCCUCUGCAGUUUGCUCUAAUAGACUUACAUGGAAUUUAUUUUGAUUAUUAGUGGUAGAUUUGUGUGUUAAAAUAAAGAACGAAUCGCUUUAAGAAACAUUAUCGUUUUGAUUUAAUAAAUGUGUGCGUAAAUGCUAAGAAAACUAAUUCAUAGGAGGAAGAAAAACAAGCGCCGCCGCUGCCGCAGCCUAAACGAGAGCAGCAAAGCCAAAAGCAUAUGAAAUAAUUUUCUACAAAUCUCGCUCCAUGACAUUCACGUAAUUAUCCUUUGGUGCAUCUGCUAUUUAGGGCAACUUUAAAGCGGAAAAUGAUGUUUCUGAGAUUCUGCUAGACAUUUGGUGUUCGUUUUGUAAUUCCCAACACAUACGGAGGGUGUUGAUUUCCCCACAAAAAUAAGAGGUAGGUCGUUGCAUUGGCAAGAAGAAGAAGCAUCAGGUUCAUUGGAGUCGCCUCAGUUCAUUCGUACAGUUUAGCAGUUGGUUCUGUAAUCUCUAGUGUUGUAGUUGUUGGCGAUGGAUUUGUUUGAUAAAUUAAAGACUGCUGGACCGGUGGACAAGGCGUUUAAGAAAGGUGGCGAUAAAAAUGUGAAGAAGCAUGAAUCGACGACACACAACAAGAAAAGCAGCGAAUCUAAAAACAGCUCAUCUUCCAAUGACCUCAAGGAUAAGAUAAAAUCUUCGCCAGAGAAGGCAAGAAACUCGCACGAAGGGGAUAAUCACAAAAAGAAACAUACAUCGCUUGAUAAAAGCAUGGAGAAGGAAAAAAAUCAUAGCUCUUCACCCAACAAAAAAGUUGAGGAGAUUAGUAGCAAAAAAGGCCAUAAAGAUAAGGAGGCGCAAAGCCACACAGAUAAGGAGGCAACGAGCCGCAAGUCCUCAUUGCAAGACAAUGAUAAAAGCAAGUCCAGCAAACACAGCAAGGAUCACAAGGAAGCCGAUGUUAAACCUAAAAAUAAAUCAGACCACAGCAAAGAUGACAGCAAAAGCAGACCUAGCAUUGAUAAAAAUAGUCCGCAGGAUUCGCCUAAAAAGAAAGUAAAACCCUUAGAAACCACCAAUAAACAUAAUUCCAUGCAUAAUGACAAAAAUGCAGCAAAGGAGGAAGCGAGUCCCACAAAAAAGAAACCAUUUGAAGAGCAAGACAAGAAGAAUUUGCAAUCUCGCCACAAAGAUCAUGAACAGAAAGUGGCCAAAUUUAAUGAACAACACAAAACGGAUGAUAAGAACCAGAAACGGCGUGAAUCUCUGCCAGUUUCCUUGGUCCGACCACCCCACAAGAAAAAGGGGGACAAAUCGCGUAGCUUGUCCCCCAAGAAUGAUACACCACCUGCCAAAGUCAAACUUUUCAAAGUUAAAUUGGAGCGAAAAUCUCUGGCCGAGUUCAAUACAGUGGCUGUGGUUCACAAUACCAGCAGCAACAGCAGUAACAGCAUUAAGGAGAGGGCAAAAGUACCGAAGACUCCCACAAAGGCGCAACAGAAACAAUUUGAACCAAUGGGGUUAGGGCUAAACAAAUCAAAAGCACAAAUCAAGAAAGAUCAGAAAAUAAAACGUUGCGUUGUACGUAUACGGCGAGAUAAUUUGAAAAAAUUAAUGCUAGAAUUUAAGAAAAGCCACACGGCGGCAAAAUUGCCCAAACUUGUGCUGGGCAAGAGAAUGGCCCCUUCUUCAUCGCCCUCUUCAGCGGUUAGAAAUGAUGUUGGUUCCCCUCCCGUCAAAAAAGGUAAAUUGGUUGCAGCUGCCGCUUCUUCACCAAAGGCAAAGAACAGCUUUUUCAUUAAACUGUCAACGCCCAAACUGGACAAAUCAAAAUCCGAUAAAAAGGACAAAAAGUCAUCUAGCUCAAAGCACAGCUCGAAAAAUUUCUCUUCGUCCUCCUCCUCGUCAUCAUCGUCAUCGUCCUCCUCUUCAUCUUUAUCAUCCGGUAUAUCAUCAUCUGUGGCCCAGCACAAUAAAAUAAAAAAUUCUAAAUCUCUGGUUAGCACAACACCCACAAAGUUCUCCAAGAGUCAGUUGAUCAGCACUUUUGGCAAGCAAUGGUUUAAUUCGCUUGUUCGCAUUAGGAAAUGCAAACAUCCUAUGGUGCUUACCUUUGAAUCCAAUGCCCGCGCCCGCCGAUUACAGAACAAACAAAACAAAUCGAAAAACCUUUCGGUAUCUUUCCGCGAUCAGGUAGAGGUAUUUGGCGACACCUCAGAUUCAGAUGAUUCAUACGAUGAGAAUUUUUGUGCUAUACCCAAUGCCAAUUCCUCUAGCUCAUCCACACGCAACAGUCGACGUGGCAGUGGUGCAAAUGGGGCAGCAGCAACAUCAGCAAUACCCGCCGCCCCACCUCUGGUAAUGCCUGCUCGUUUGAAGAAAGUCGAAAAUGGUAGGGUGGUGGAUGACAUUGUCCUAGACCCUGCCCUCUUUUUGGAUCCGCAAAGCCUGGUUGCCAGCACACCUUAUUCGCCGGGACGUAAGAAACGAGAUCACAAAUCAUUUAGCCCUCUAAAAGACGAGGGUACCCCGAGUCCCCGCAAAGAACAACUGAAACUGGCCAACGAAAGAGUACCACCAACCGGGCUCAGGCGAUUGAAUAUCGAUGAGGAAGACGAUGAAGAUGAUGAUUGUGAAUAUAUUGUACCUAUCGAACUGCCACAACGUCGUACUUCGCGUACAAAUUCCACAAAUACCGUUGAAGCUGGACCCAACAUUAUUCCUCCCACAUUUGAUGAAUCCUACCCUGCAUCCGCCAUUCUCAAACAAAUUGAUGAGGAAAUUACCAUUGGCAAGGAAAUCGCAUCACCGGUUACUGUGUCAAGCAUCAACACAGAAGACAAAAAUAAUGCCGAUAAUGACACAGAAUCUCAUGAUAGUUUUCAAUCUGCAAAUUAUCAGCCAUCUUUUCCUGCUAACAAGCAUACGAAUAAUAUCUCGCAGGCCAAAAAUAUAAAUGGAAAUGUUGAAAAAUCAAUGGCGGAAAAUAUUUGCAGUAAUGAUGUCCCUAUGAAUUUAUUCAUUGAAGACUCACAAACGAAUGAGGAUUGUCCGGAGAAGAACUAUGUGGAUAGCAUAAUCAAUGAAACCAUUGACAAACUGGGACGAGACAUUGGUUCCAACGAUAGCCCAGCUAGCGAUGAUCAGUUUGCAAAAUAAGUUUUAAUAAGGCUUACGUAGAAUUGUUUUUGCCUCUAAAGGAAAUGAUUUAGCUGCUAUGAUGAAUUUCUUUAAUUUGGAUACACUAUUCUGUUAAACUGAUGUUUUUAUAUACAAAAAAUCCUUUUGGAAGCUUAUAAUUUUUUGUUUUAAACAAGCAAAUUUGUUUUUUACAAAACCAUUCGGACAUUAUAUCUAUUUAUAAGUAGUAGUAUUGUAUUUUACAAUAAUAAAUUCUUUUGUUAAUAAAUCAAAACAGAAACUUUUAAAUCUCCCCACAUAAUAACAAUCUCACAAAUCUAAACAAAAUAAAAAAACACCUUGUCCCCCCUAAAUGCUAUUUUUUAAGAUAUUCAUAUUUUUCUAAUUAAAUAUGAUGUAAUCAAUGUCCUUAAUGAAAGCAAAUAAAAAAAACUAUAUUAAUAAUGAUACUUAAAAAUAAUCAUAUAUAUAUAUAUGCAUAUAUCCUUUUAAAAUGACAAAAUUUAUAAGUUGUAAUUUUUAGUUAAGAAAAAAAACGUCCUUCUUGUGUUUAUUAACUAAGGUCUUUUUAGAAUGAAACUUCAUAUACUGGCCUUCUGAAGGGCAGUUGCGGCAUAAUUGCCUUUUAAACCUGGAUUACCCCUACACCAAGCAUUUGAAGCUUUUUCAUUUUAUCUCUUUCUUAAAAGAGAGAUUUUUUUUUAACAUGUUUAGGAUUUCGUCAUAUGCCACAAAUAACGUGUGGACCUAUGUUGUCAGUUCCAGUAAUUAUUCUUCAUUCUUAUAAAGACCUUUUGUUUAGAAUUUUACAAGUCCCCCACCCCCAUGCCUGCACCUAUUUAAAUCGUUGGAUAUAUACUGCAAUUUUACCAUAUUUAAAAUCAUAAAAAUGAAAUUAAAAUAUUAUCCUGUAUUAUUUUUCAUUACAAUUACAUAUAGUACGUAUGUAUAAAUUAUACCAUAAUAAAAUAAAAUAAAAAAAGAAAUGAUAAAUUAGAAAAACAACAGAAAAAUAAAAUU
This is a messenger RNA of Stomoxys calcitrans (stable fly), 4211 nucleotides long. RefSeq names its product serine-rich adhesin for platelets. Lineage: Eukaryota; Metazoa; Arthropoda; Insecta; Diptera; Muscidae. The record is from RefSeq and is a predicted model, not a curated record. The coding region runs from base 585 to 3209 and encodes 874 amino acids. The transcript has 5 exons.